Messenger RNA from Motacilla alba alba, 1187 nucleotides. RefSeq names its product SH3 and multiple ankyrin repeat domains protein 1-like. The coding region runs from base 21 to 1187 and encodes 388 amino acids. Lineage: Eukaryota; Metazoa; Chordata; Aves; Passeriformes; Motacillidae. The record is from RefSeq and is a predicted model, not a curated record. Gene Ontology annotation, cellular component: postsynaptic density; dendritic spine; postsynaptic membrane. Gene Ontology annotation, molecular function: synaptic receptor adaptor activity; ionotropic glutamate receptor binding. The transcript has 6 exons.
CAGCCUGGCAUGGUGAGGCGAUGCCGCGCACGCCGGCCUCCAGCGAGGAGGAGGAGGGCGGUCGGGGCUCCGAGUACCCCGAGGCCGACUCGGACUCGGGGAGCUCCCGCGAGGGCCCCCCCGGAGCCGGAGCCGGCGCCAAGGCCGGGCCCCCCCGCGCCCCCCGGGGCCCCCCGCGGCCGCCGCCGGCCCCCGAGGAUCAUUUCAGCAUGAUGGUGUUCCGCAUCGGCAUCCCCGACCUGCACCAGACGAAGUGCCUGCGCUUCGACCCGGGCGCGGCGGUGUGGGCGGCCAAGCAGCAGCUGCUGUGCGCGCUGACCGAGGGGCUCCACGACGGCCUCAACUACGGCCUCUUCCAGCCCGCCGCCGCCGGCCGCGACGCCAAGUUCCUGGACGAGGAGCGCCCGCUGCGCGACUACCCCCAGAGCUUCGACCAGGGCGUGCCCUACCUCGAGUUCCGGUACAAGACCCGGGUGUACAAACAAACCAACCUGGACGAGAAACAACUGGCCAAGCUGCACACCAAGACGGGGCUGCGGAAGUUUCUGGAUUACGUCCAGCACGGCUCGGCCGAGAAGGUGGCGCGGCUGCUGGAGCGGGGGCUGGACCCCAACUACCACGACUCCGACUCGGGGGAGACGCCGCUGACGCUGGCGGCGCAGCGCGAGGGCCCGGCGGAGGUGGAGAUCAUCCGCCUGCUGUGCCUGGGCGGCGCGCACCUGGACUUCCGCGCCCGCGACGGAGCCACCGCGCUGCACCGCGCCGUCUGCACGCGGCGCUACCCCGCCCUGCUGGCGCUGCUGGACCUGGGCGGGUCCCCGAACUACAAGGACCGGCGGGGCCUGACGCCGCUGUACCACACGGCCAUGGUGGGCGGCGACCCGCGGUGCUGCGAGCUGCUGCUCUACAACCGCGCGCACAUCGGCACGGCCGACGAGAACGGCUGGCAGGAGAUCCACCAGGUGACACCCGGGUCACUGUCAUUGUCACAUUGUCACCUUGUCACCGUGUCACUGUGUCACUGUGUGACCCCGUUAUCCCAUCCCUGUGUCCCUGUGUCACCAUGUCACAUCGGCACGGCCGACGAGAACGGCUGGCAGGAGAUCCACCAGGUGACACCCGUGCCAUUGUCAUUGUCACAUUGUCACAUUGUCACCUUGUCACCGUGUCACUGUGUCACUGUGUGA